AUGGCGACGGUCGCGGCGCGCGCGACGCGCGAGUUCGACCUGAUCGUCUACGGCGCCAACGGGUUCACGGGCGCGCUCGCGGUGGAUUACCUCGCGCGCAAGUACCCGCACCUGUCGAUCGCCAUCGCGGGACGCGACGCGGCGAAAAUACGCGCGCGCGCGGACGCGACGCGCGAUGCGCGCGGGGUGACGUUCCCGACCGUCGUCGCGCGCGACGCGGCGAGUCGCGAGGCGAUGGUGCGGCGCGCGCGGACGGUGCUGACGUUCGCGGGGCCGUACGACGCGGACGCGGCGCGCGCGCUCGCGGCGAGCUGCGCGGACGCGGGGACGGAUUACUGCGACAUCACGGGGGAGCCGCAGUUCGUCAGGGACGUGGUGGAGACGUGUCACGAGAGGGCGAAGGCGAGGGGGUGCGCGCUGGUGUCGUGCGUGGGGUACGAUAGCGUGCCGUGGGAUCUGGGAACGGCGUUGGCGAGCGAGGCGACGAUGAAGCGCGGCGGCGCGGCGGAGAUCGACGUCGCGAGAGGACACGCGGGACGAUCGAGGGGAGGCGUGUCGGGAGGGACGAUCGCGAGCGCGGCGAACGUCGUGGCGAAGCCGAAGAGCGAGACGCGCGGGAUGGGGGAUCCGCAUUUCUUCGCGAAGUGCGCGGGGGGGUGGGCGGAUAAACCGGACGUCGAAGCGGCGAAGCGAUGGCCGUCGCCGCAGGGGACGUGGGCGUUCGACGAGGACACGAAGCGAUGGACGAUGCCGAGCAUCAUGGCGGGGAUAAACGCGAAAGUCGUCGCGCGGUCGUACGCGCUGAAUCCGGAGCGCUAUGGGAAGAACUUUAGGUACGACGAAUCCGAUUUGUGCGCGUCGAAAAAGAACGCGAUUCUCGGCACGUUGACGUUGGGCGCGUUCGGCGCGGCGUUCGUCGUGCCUCCGCUGCGCUGGCUCAUGCGAAAGACGAUACUCCCGAAACAAGGCGAAGGUCCGAGCGAAGAUACGCGCGAGAACGGAUUUUCGCACGUCUACGUCGUGGCGAACGGUAGAGACGCAAAGGGCGAGGCGGUCGAUUCGUAUUGCUGCGAGUUCGAGUUCAUCAAGGCUGAUCCGGGUUAUAAAGGCACCGCGGCGCUCGCGUGCGAAGCCGCGCUUUGCCUGGCCAUUCCCGAAGAGCGCGCGCGUUUGGAUUUCGCGAAAGAGGGAAGCGGUGGUUGCUUCACGCCGAGCGCGUGCAUGGGCCACGUCUUGAUGGAACGACUGAACAACGCGGAAAACUUCUCCGUCAAGGUCCAAAAGUUGAAGGACACCGUCUUCUUGGUUUAA
Ostreococcus lucimarinus CCE9901 is the source of this 1311-nucleotide messenger RNA. RefSeq lists its product with no specific name. The record is from RefSeq and is a predicted model, not a curated record. Bases 1 to 1311 code for a protein of 436 amino acids. Lineage: Eukaryota; Viridiplantae; Chlorophyta; Mamiellophyceae; Mamiellales; Bathycoccaceae. The transcript has a single exon. Gene Ontology annotation, biological process: glycolipid biosynthetic process. Gene Ontology annotation, cellular component: plasma membrane.